Messenger RNA from Pundamilia nyererei, 2266 nucleotides. It is a transcript of the gene asl, whose product is annotated as argininosuccinate lyase. Gene Ontology annotation, cellular component: cytosol. Bases 175 to 1572 code for a protein of 465 amino acids. The transcript is spliced from 16 exons. Gene Ontology annotation, molecular function: argininosuccinate lyase activity. The record is from RefSeq and is a predicted model, not a curated record. Lineage: Eukaryota; Metazoa; Chordata; Actinopteri; Cichliformes; Cichlidae.
AGCCCUAAACGUAGCAAGACGCCGGGACGUCUCCUCUGACGCUUUUUAAAGCGACACCAACCGCUUCAGUGGCAGCAGCCUCGUUCUCGCCAGACGUCCGAGUGCUUCAGCGUUAAUUCAGCUAAACUACAAAACCAACAUUAAAUCGCUACAGACGCCUGCCGUCAGUUAAACAUGGCCAGUACAGAGGGAAGUAAACUCUGGGGAGGUCGAUUUGUUGGAGACACCGAUCCUAUUAUGGAGAAGUUCAAUGCCUCAAUCGCUUAUGACCAGAGGAUGUGGGAUGCAGACAUCCGUGGGAGCAAGGCUUACGUUAAAGCUCUGGAGAGGGCAAAGCUUGUCAGCACGGACGAAAUGGAGCAGAUCUUACACGGGAUGGCUCAGAUUUCUGAUGAGUGGUCUAGAGGUGUUUUUGUCAUCAAACCCGGAGAUGAAGAUAUUCAUACCGCCAAUGAGCGCAGACUAAAGGAGCUGAUUGGUGCACCUGCAGGGAAGCUGCACACAGGCAGGAGCAGGAAUGACCAGGUGGUGACUGACAUGAGGUUGUGGCUGCGAAGCGCAAUCUCAACCCUUACGGACAACGCGCUUCAGUUGAUAACUACCAUGGUGGAGCGGGCGGCAGCAGAAAUUGAAGUCCUUUUUCCUGGUUACACCCACAUGCAGAGGGCACAGCCAAUCAGAUGGAGCCACUGGAUUCUGAGCCACGCUGUUGCCCUCAGCAGAGAUGUGGAGCGGCUUCAGGAGCUCAAGAAAAGAGUUAACGUUUUACCUCUCGGCAGUGGCGCCAUCGCUGGGACUCCAUUCGACAUCGACAGAGAGCUCCUGCAGAGAGAGCUGGGGUUUGAUAGCAUCAGUCUAAACAGCAUGGAUGCCACAGGCCAAAGAGACUUUGUUGCUGAGUUCUUGUUCUGGGCUUCGUUGUGUUUGACCCAUCUCAGUAAGAUGGCCGAGGACCUGAUACUGUACAGCACAAAAGAGUUCUCCUUCAUCACGCUCUCUGAUGCCUACAGCACCGGCAGCAGUCUGAUGCCCCAGAAAAAAAAUGCUGACAGUUUGGAGCUGAUCAGGAGUAAAGCAGGUCGUGCCUUUGGCAGGUGUGCGGGCUUCAUGAUGACGCUGAAGAGCCUACCGAGCACGUACAACAAGGACCUACAGGAGGAUAAGGAGGCCAUGUUUGACUGUUAUGAUAAUGUUCAGGCUGUGCUGCAGGUGACCACCGGAGUCAUGUCAACUCUGAAGAUCAAUCAGACUGUGAUGGAAGCUGCUCUCAGUCCUGACAUGCUGGCUACUGAUCUGGCCUACUACCUUGUGAGGAAGGGGGUCCCAUUCAGAGAGGCCCAUGGUCUCUCUGGCAAAGCUGUGUUUACAGCUGAAUCCAAAAACAUUGCCCUGAAUCAGCUCACUGUGGAAGAUCUCACUGCUAUAAGCCCUCUGUUUGGAAGUGACGUGUCCUCAGUGUGGGACUACAGGAGCAGUGUGGAGCAGUACAGCGCCCCUGGAGGCACAGCUAAGAGUAGCGUCGCUGCACAGGUGGAGCAUCUGAGGAACUGGCUGAAGAAACACGCACAGUGACCUCUCGGUGUCACUCGGUGUAACCUUUAGAAUCAGAUUUGCAGAGCGAGGUUGAAGUGAAAUCUUUAUACUUUGAGAACCACAUUGCUUCCCAAACAUUUCAUUCGUCUCCGUUUAAUAUGGAGUGCCAUUUCCAUCCUGUGCAAACAUGAGAUGUUUGUCAUUGAUUGUGUACAAACUGGAAACUGACCAGUUUUAAAUACCUGAAAAGAAAAUAAAUAGUGCCAUGACAGGUUGAUUAAGUCUGAUUUCCACCACAAAAACAUCUGAUGUGAUUUACUUUACUCUCUAGCCAUCCUAAAGACACACACAGCCUAUUUUACUGCACAGACAAGAACGUGUAUUUACUUAUGUCACUCAAGUGGAUCCAACAUUACUUUAUGGCAGGUUUAUGCAGGAUUCACACCUGCGCUGACAAUUGAGAGAAACUCUGAGGUGCCUGUUUAUUUAAAUGCUCCAGUGUGGCCGUUAACCAGUGAAGUCAUGUAAUGCAAGCAUGGUUUCCUGUUGUAUAUGAACAAAGUUACCAACAGUCAGCUAUGAUAAACACAACUGACCGGGGCAGAAUGAACUGCAAGGCAGAUUUAUUUCCAUGGUGCUUAAAACAGUCAGUUUCAUUCAUUUUAAACUGAUCUAAUUGAAUCUGUAGAAAUCCAAAUUGGUGAAUACUCAAUAUAAAAUCAGUCUCACUCAA